This is a messenger RNA of Penicillium cinerascens, 1311 nucleotides long. Its product is annotated as P-loop containing nucleoside triphosphate hydrolase protein. The transcript has 2 exons. The record is from RefSeq and is a predicted model, not a curated record. Gene Ontology annotation, molecular function: ATP binding; ATP hydrolysis activity. The coding region runs from base 1 to 1311 and encodes 436 amino acids. NCBI's taxonomy places the organism in Eukaryota, Fungi, Ascomycota, Eurotiomycetes, Eurotiales, Aspergillaceae.
AUGAAGCACUGGGCAAAGGAUAUAGUUUCUUCUGCUGAUGGUGCGGAAGAAUUCGCGUAUCUGGUGAACCAAUGUUUCAUUCACUAUGGCACCGUGAUUUGGACAGGGAUUUGCCAGCAUAUACAAGAGCCAGAUGGCUUACAAACAAAUGAGUCUAAAGGCCCUUCAUAUUUGAGGAAGAAUGACUUUGUUACGAUCAAAUUACAGCCUCAGCAAUCAUCACAAGCGCAGGAGCCAACUCAGAUACCAUUAUCGACACCCUCUCCUUCGACCGAGUCACCGAGAACCUCAGUUCCCAAUGCCCCCGAUGACGAAAUUACCAAAUCAAUCUACAAGGCUUCAAAACACCGGCAGAGGGAGAAACAACUGGAUGAACAUGAAAAACACUUGCGCGAGACGAUUCAGGGAAUGAGAGUUGAACUUGAAGAACAAGACUCUGUGCUGGAGUUUGCCAGCAUCGUUGGCCUGGAACAACGGUCCACGACCGGAAUAUUAUUGUUUGGUCCUCAGGGAACUGGAAAGACGUUGGUCAUACGAAGCUUUGCUCGCCGGUACGGACUAGCACUUUACGAUGUUCGGGCUAGUGCAAUCAUGUCCAAGUUUGUGGGUGAAUCGGAAAAGUUCAUUCGAGCAUUAUUUUCUGAGGUUCGAGAGCAUGCACCAGCGAUCAUCCUGCUAGAUGAAUGCGAUGGUUUGCUGUGUGAUCCGGCCGCGGAUGCAAUGCAGUCACAUCAUUAUCGCCUUUUGCAGAACGAGCUGAAGAACCAGUGGAGUGACCUGAUGCAAUCGCGUGAUGAAGUGAUUGUUGUAGGAGCUACAAACAAGCCACACGAUAUCGACAUGGACGGGUUCGGUCGUCGGCUGUCACUAAAACUUCACGUUGACCUCCCUAGCGCUGAGGGCUGCGGGGCGAUUCUACAGGAAGCUCUCAGUUGCCUUCGAUAUCGACUCGAGGAAAGCGACUUUCCGGUCCUGGGCUUCCUAUGCCAUGAGAAAGGUCUCUCGGGCUAUGACAUCGGAGUGCUUGUUGAAGGGCUCCUCCGGCGAGCUAUACGAAAUAUCACGGUCUCCCAGAAUUUUCGCUGGAUUCCCUGGGAUGAUGGUCAUAUCAUUAUACCUUGUGCUGAGGGUGAGCCCGGUGCAACACCGGUUCAAUGGAAUAAACUUUCGAUCGAUGAGCCGGAGGCAAUCUCCUACCGCCCAUUUGUUUUCAGUGAGGUUGAAAAUGCCAUUUCCAGAGGGAAGCCGACAGUCGAUACCGCGAUGCGACGAAAACAUGCAGAAUUCGCGAGCCAAUACGCUACAAACUGA